Fusarium fujikuroi IMI 58289 is the source of this 1461-nucleotide messenger RNA. RefSeq lists its product as uncharacterized. The record is from RefSeq and is a predicted model, not a curated record. The transcript has 2 exons. The coding region runs from base 1 to 1461 and encodes 486 amino acids. Gene Ontology annotation, cellular component: extracellular region. NCBI's taxonomy places the organism in Eukaryota, Fungi, Ascomycota, Sordariomycetes, Hypocreales, Nectriaceae.
AUGGUCAAGUCCACUCUCCUCCUCAGCGCCCUCGCCGCUGUUAGUUCCUAUGUCGCCGCCAAGGAGAUCAAGGUCAACGAGGAGAAGGCCGCUAAGCUAUACGACUCGGGCGAGGUGCACAACAAGCUCAUGGCCAGCAAGCAGGCUGUUUGGGCGAAGCAAGAGGCCGCUGGUGCUUUCGCCAGCGAGCAGUAUCCCAAGCUUGGGUACACAAAGUGUGUCGACGGUUACGCAGAGGCUAUUAAGGGUGAUGCCAACAACACCUUUGCCUGCCACAACGCUGAUCUUUACUCGUUCUUGAGUCACGCUGCGCUUGGUAGCACCGGCGGUCGAGGCUCGUCCUCUUGGGGAUGGACUUCCGAUAACGGACGUGAGUUUGUCGCUAUCGGUCAGUACGAUGGCACUGCUUUCGCGGAGAUCACCAAGAAGGGACAGCUCGUCUACCUUGGUCGUCUGCCCGAGUACUCUGUCCCCUCACAGUGGCGCGAGAUCCGCACGUACAAGAACUACGUCAUCAUCGGAUCCGAAGCCGUCGGCCAUGGUAUUCAGAUCUUCGACAUGAAGAAGCUCCUUAAGAUCAACCCCAAAAGCCCUGUUGUCUUUGAUGCGAAGAAGGAUCUCACCAGCCACUUUUCAGCUCUUCUGCCUGUUGGUCGGGCUCACAAUGUUGUUAUCAAUGAGGAAUUGAAGUACGGCGUUGCUGUUGGUGCUCAGCCUCGUACUGACCCCAACUGUCUCUCUGGACUCAACUUCUUCGAUCUUACUGAUCCUUCUAACCCAGAGUCUCUUGGAUGCGCCAAGGGAGAUGGCUAUGUCCACGAUGCGCAGUGUCUUGUCUACCGCGGUCCUGAUAAGCGCUACCAGGGCCGUGAUAUCUGCUACGGAUAUAACGAGGAUACCCUGACCAUCUACGAUGUCACCGACAAGGCUAAUGUCACCAACAUCAUCUCCAAGAUCUCUUACGAGGGUGCUUCUUACACUCAUCAAGGCUGGGUUCUCGACACUCAAAACCAAGAAUUCCUCGUCUUGGACGACGAACUCGAUGAGCGUGAUGGUAAGGGACCCGGUUCUGACGGUUACCCCGUGACUUUCAUCUGGGACAUUCGUGAUCUUGAGAACCCUAAGCAGACCGGUGUCUUCAAGCACCCCACUAAGUCUAUCGAUCACAACCAGUACGUCAUCAACAACUACAUCUACCAGUCCCACUACGGCGCUGGUCUCCGUGUCCUUGAUGGCCGCUCCAUUCCUCAAGACCCCACCGGCGCUGGAGUUUAUGAAGCCGCUUGGUUCGAUAUCUACCCCGAAGAUGAUGCUCUUCCCGGCGGCGGUAGUGUUGCUUUUGUUGGAACUUGGUCUUCUUAUGCUUACUUCAAGUCGGGAUACAUCUUCAUCAACACUAUUGAGCGUGGUGCUUUUGUUGUUAAGCUUACGAAGGAUGCUUUCAAGAAGCCAAAGAACUAG